Molecule: messenger RNA, 2336 nt
Organism: Spodoptera exigua (beet armyworm)
Lineage: Eukaryota; Metazoa; Arthropoda; Insecta; Lepidoptera; Noctuidae
Source: the annotation of a GenBank genome assembly
CGAACUUAACUGUUGUGCGAAUGAAAGCGUCAAAUCAAUCUGUCAUUCGUCGACGGCGAAUCGGCCGCAUUAGCGGACUUGUUUCGAGCUAUUUUACAACUAGCUUUUAAAUUUUAAUGUGUACAAUAAUGCAGUGAAAAACACGCUUGGUGUAGUAAAAAUAAUUGAAAGAAAAGUGACCGACAAUAAGAUGCCUUUUGUAAACAUCAAAAAGCAAUAUUUAGCAAUGGGGUUAUUAAUUUUCGUUAUGUUGUUUUUAUUUAAUACUAGGCCAGUAUUUCAAUGUCAGUUUAAUGCAGAAGUGAGUUCAUAUCUCCCAGUGAUAUACGGGAUUACUCCAACAUACCCGAGGCUUGCACAAAAGGCGGAUCUUACAAGGUUAUCGCAAACCUUGAUGCAUAUAAAGAACCUUCAUUGGGUGGUGAUUGAAGACUCUGCAGAGAAGACGAAAUUAGUUGCAAACUUGCUCAAAGAAUCAAAUCUAAAGUACACACACCUGAAUAUCAAAACACACAAAACAAAACAUUCAACGCCCACACCCAUACAGAAAGUAAGAGGAACCAAAGGGGUCCUAGCCAGUGGUGUGGAACAAAGGAAUCUGGCUCUGGAUUGGCUGAAGGGCCAUUUGCAGAAGGCCGAGGAUCAAAGAGGCGUUGUCUACUUUAUGGACGAUGACAACACGUAUUCGCUUAAAGUUUUUGAUGAGAUGCGAAAAGUGAAGAGAGUUGGUGUAUGGCCUGUCGGCAUAGUUGGUGGUAUGAGGGUCGAGAUGCCUCUAGUCACUGACGGGAAAGUAAGCGGUUUCAACGCCUGGUGGAAGCCAUUCCGACCAUUCCCCAUUGACAUGGCAGGGUUUGCCAUCAAUGCUACCUUGUUCCUUGAACAUCCUGAGGCCAAAUUCUCCAGAAAAGUCCAAUCAGGCUUUCAGGAAAGUGAAAUAUUAAAAUACUUCACGACGAGAGACGAAUUGGAGCCGUUGGCUGAGAACUGUACCAAAGUUUAUGUGUGGCAUACACGAACCCAAAAACCUUCGAUAGUAAACCCGCAGAAACUGAAACGCCCUCUCGUCUCUUACGACCAUAUCGAAGUGUGAGUCCAAUCAGUAUUUCAUUGGUCUUUUCAUACACAAGGAGAAAUCUCCUGGAAGAACAAAACCCUACCAUAUAACAGGGGGUUUAAGUUCACUUUAAAGUGUUACUCUAUACAAGCUAUUACUUGAAUACUCAAUUGGUGUAUACUCAGAUCAAAAAAAAUUAUAUAUCGUAUAAACUACUUUUUGUAGAUUUCGUCUCGAUUUUAUGUGUAUAAGGAACAAAUUCAUAUGCUCUUCAUUUCUAACUCCGAAAUGCCACUAAAUUAUUUUUUUAAGUAUUUUGCUCUGUUAAUGAGAAUUUUUAUAGUGGUAUUUAUGACUCAUGCUUACUUGCUAAAUAUGAUAUAAAUUGUGAAAUGUUGACAGAAUAAAUAGAUCUUAACUUGGGCCUGCAAAAGAAUAAUUUUGCGAUGUCGUAAAUUUAAAUAAAAAUGUACCUACACAACCAGUAAAUACUACCAAUAGAGUCGCUAGACACGGGCUCAAGUUCCACUUAUGUUAUAUAUUUUUCAAAAGUUGUAUCAUAUUUAUUAUAUAAUAUUAUUAUUAUAUUAUGAUAGCCUGCAUCAUGUAAAUGAUACAUAUACACAAUAAUACACACAUUUAAUUUAAGCAAUAAUGACUGGUAUGUUGUAAAUAACGCAUGACGUAUCGUGUAAACAAAUAAUUCAAUUAUUGCUCUUAUAUUUUCAAGAAAAUAGAAUCAUGCAAAUGAACCUUAAAGAGUGAAUUAAUUACUUUUUCAGUGAUUUUGAGAAGAGUUGUUUUAUCAUAAUUUAUAUAUUUUAGUAAAGCUAGUUAAUUUUAUUUCCUACCAAGGUUAUUGACGUUAUGUAGCUCUGAAUCAUAUAUAUUAUAGGAAAUAUAUAAAAAAGUUUAAUUUAAAAUGGCAUAGUCCUUAAUGUAGGGAAGUAAUUUAUACUUGAUAUGAUAAAUACAAUUAGGUUUUAUGUCAGUUUUGUUUAUUUUGCUGAGAUGAUAUUAAGAUUUUCAUUUACACAUUUCAAAUCAAAGAGUAACAGAAGACAACAAGGUGGUAACCAUUUUAACAGAUCCAGCAUAAACAGGGGACUUGCGUGGCUGAUUUACCACCAUCACGGAGUACUCUUACAUUAAGUUUUAAUACUGUAUUUGACACCUAGUCAAGGCCAGUAUUUUUAAGAAACAAUUUCCUGUAAUAUCGUAUUUUUAUGAUUCUCUUCAAUAGUUUUUAUGAGAUAUAGACUUGUGUCAUAAUUUUUAA